AUGGCCGCCGAACCAAAGGUCGCAGUUGUCACAGGAGCAUCUUCGGGGAUUGGCAAGGCCUCUGCCAUCGCCCUUGCGAAGGCAGGAUGGUCCCUCGUCCUGUUCGCGCGGCGCACAGAUGCUCUCCGCGAGACACAGGCAGAGUGUCCCCAUCCUGAUAAGGUCUUGCUGAUUACGGGUGACGUCACCAGUGAAGAGAGCGUUAUCGAGCUCUUCCAAACUGCAGUGCAGCGGUUCGGGCGAAUCGACCUCUUGUUCAAUAAUGCUGGCAUAUCCCAUUCGGCCUCGCCGUUGGACGAAAUUUCACUUUCGACGUUCCAGAACAUCGUCAAUAUCAACGUGAUUGGAACUUUCCUCUGCACCAGAGAAGCAUUCAAGAUAUUUAAGGCACAAUCUCCUCGGGGCGGUCGAAUCAUUAAUAAUGGCUCCAUCUCUGCACACUCGCCACGGCUGCAUGCCGCAGGGUACACCACGACCAAGCACGCCGUGCUCGGCCUCACGCGCGCAACUGCGCUCGACGGAAGGCAACUCAACGUCACUUGCACGCAGAUCGACAUUGGGAACGCGUACACCGACAUGGCCGCAGUCAACCAGACCGGUGCCCUGCAGGCAGACGGGAGUGUGAAGGCGGAGGGCACGUUUGACGUGCGACACGUUGCGGACACGAUCGUCCAUAUUGCGAGUCUGCCGCUGGAUGUGACUGUGCUGAACUUCAAUAUCUUGGCUACCACCAUGCCCUUCGUCGGCAGGGGAUAA
Phanerochaete carnosa HHB-10118-sp is the source of this 756-nucleotide messenger RNA. RefSeq lists its product as uncharacterized. Bases 1 to 756 code for a protein of 251 amino acids. NCBI's taxonomy places the organism in Eukaryota, Fungi, Basidiomycota, Agaricomycetes, Polyporales, Phanerochaetaceae. Gene Ontology annotation, molecular function: oxidoreductase activity. The record is from RefSeq and is a predicted model, not a curated record. The transcript has 6 exons.